GAGAGUGGGAGGAGGAGGAGGAGCGGUUUCCUUUCUGUAACACACACGCCACAGGAACACACCGCCGGGGAAAAAAAAAAAAACGGGGAGAGGGAAGAAAAAAAAAACAAGAGAGGGAGAAGGAAACACCGCAGCUCCUCCGUCCGCGUGUCCGUCCCUCCGUCCGUCCUUUUUCGGGUUUGCUUUUUUUUCUUCUUCUUCCUCCCCUCCCGAGAAAGCGUUGCUCGCGUGCGGACUGACUAACAUGGCCAGAGAGAGCUGAUGAGGAGGACUGGCUUUCAGUGAACCUCUGCUCUGUGACUGACGGGGAGGGAACGAGGCGUCGGGGGAAGACAUGUUUGCGGGGCUCUUUCGUCCUGAGGUUGCGGUAGGCUGCGCGCGGUGUUCCGCUCUCUAAGCACUCGGCUCCGGUAAGAGGAGAGGCGCGGGGAGGGGGGGAGAAGCGGUUUGGAGGAAUAGGAGGAGAAAGAAAGGAAAAAAAAACCCCGGGGCGAAUGGAAAGUGAGCUCAGGAGCCAGUUGGUGUGUGUUUAAUUGGUUUUGUUAUGGUGUGAAAGCAGGCAGGCCUCCCUCGCCGAGCACACACCCGGCCAGCAGAGAGGGGCUACCCCGCUUAGCUGCGGAUCCAGGCUGCGUUUGGCUGACACGGACACGUCCGGCUCAUUUUAGAGUAAAAACAAAGCUGGCUAUUGGCUGCCUGCUGCCGGAGACAUUUACAGACCCACCAACUCUUUAAGGGGGGGAUUAUACAAAGGCCCAGCUAAAACAAACAAAACCAAAAAAACGCGUCUUGGGUCGUUUUUAUUUUUUAUUUUUUCAGUCCUCCUCAGCGCGCGGAGGUGCAGGGAGCUAGGUAGGCGAAAUUAGCCUCGGUUUAAAUUCGGGAUUUAAAAAAAAAAAAAGGGGGACAAAAGCAGAUUUUUUAAAUGUUAAUGUCGACCGACGUUGCAUCCAUCAUGCUGCCCGUGUCCCGGGCUCUCCUAGACCGGGACAGGGAGCUGGACACCAUGGCCGGGGUGCACGCCAACCCGGCCGGCGCGCCGGGAGCCGUGCGGGGCAUGAAGCGCGGAGACCCGGAGCCCGACGGACAGACGGCGGCCGCUCUGGUGGACUCCACCGGGGCGGAGUGCAAGCGCCCGCGGAUCGACGGCUCGGGAGGGAUCGGCGAGGUUGGACAGAACAACGAUCCUUUGACCCUCAGCUACCAUGGAUACCCAUCUCACAGUCAGGGCUCCCAGGAUAGUGCUGGCGGUCAGGAGGGACUCGUACCCCCACCCUUCUCCGCUUUCCCACCUCCUCCGCCUCCGCCUCCUCAGAACGGCCUGGCUCUGGAUUACGGGGGCAGCCUGUACGCAGCGGGUGCUGUGCAGGGCCCCGUGGAAGCCGGCGGAGCAGGGAGCGGCGCCGCCAACGCCGCCAACAGCCUCAGCGGCCAGUCUGAUGGCUCGUCUCAGAUCGACGGGCAGUCUGGAGUUGGCUCAGGCGGAGGGGGGGGCGGCGGGGGCCCCGGGGACGACUCAGACGCCAAGGGAACGCCCAAACGUCUCCACGUGUCCAACAUCCCGUUCCGCUUCCGAGACCCCGACCUACGGCAGAUGUUUGGGCAAUUUGGCAAAAUCCUUGAUGUGGAGAUCAUUUUCAACGAGAGGGGCUCCAAGGGCUUCGGCUUUGUGACGUUUGAGUCCAGCGCAGAUGCAGAGAGGGCCAGGGAGAAGCUCCACGGCACGCUGGUGGAAGGACGUAAAAUCGAGGUCAAUAAUGCCACAGCCAGAGUGAUGACAAAUAAGAAAAUGACCACACCGUACUCUAAUGGAGAGGGCCUGGCAGCGCUGCCAUAUGCUGGUUGGAAGUUAAGUCCUAUGGUUGGAGCCAUGUAUAGUCCUGAGCUCUAUACAGUUCCAGGGUUUCCGUACCCGGCGGCAGCAGCAGCAGCAGCCGCCGCUUCCACUGCUGCAACCUUUCGAGGAACGCACCUGCGAGGCCGAGCUCGGCCCGUCUACAGCGCCGUCAGAGCUGCCGUCCCACAACCUGCCAUCCCUGCGUACCCUGGUGUGAUGGCCUAUCAGGAUGGUUUUUACGGUGCAGCUGACCUCUAUGGCGGCUAUGCAGCGUAUCGUUACGCCCAGCCAACUGCUGUAGCCACUCCUGCAGCAGCAGCCGCCGCAGCCGCAGCCUACAGUGACAGCUAUGGACGAGUUUACACGACAGAUCCCUACCAUGCUGCGCUGGCCCCAGCAGCCUAUGGUGUUGGAGCCAUGGCCACGCUCUACAGGGGAGGCUACAGUAGAUUUGCCCCUUAUUAAAAGACACUACAUGUCCCAGGACCUCCCCUCUCCCAUUGAAUUAUUCCGAAAGAGCUCCCUCUGUUGUCCUGGAGGUGGACUGCGCCCUGUUUUUAAGUGUGGAGUUGACCACAGCGAAGAUAUUUCAGAUCCCACCCCAGAGCGGUCCCACAUUUUCUUAUCUAAGCUUCUACAAAACUAGAGGAAUGCUGUAUUAAAGACAGAAGGGUCGCCUUCAUAUUAAAAAGAAGAAGAAAAAAAAAUCAGACUGAAAAAAUGGCCACCUUCUCUAUUGCACGGCUGUAUUAUAGUCUCCCCCCUGUUAUUCCCGCGGCACUCAGCAGCACAAGAUUUGGGGACAGAGCCCAGGCGAUCUUCCAAAGGCUGUAUGUGGAUAACGGACAUUUGAGCAGCUGCCUUAGAAGGAGCCGAGCGCCGGCUGGCCUGCACACACUCUGAGGAAAGUGAGAGGGAAGCAGACAGUCUUGAGACGAGUAAGGUGCCUUCAAGGAGAGCACCUGGAAAAGAUUUUUGAACCAGAAUGAUGCAAUGAUAAAAUCCCCCCCCCCCCCCCCUAGUGGUGGAUUUUCGAGUCCGUCCUCCAUGUCGGCAGGUGGUAAAGGGAUGGGGAUCCGUUCAUGCUGCGUUCUGCUGUGAGGAAGACUGAACCCAGCAUCUUGGAGAAAUGAUGGAAAGCUGAAGGAGGGAGGGGUUAUCAGAGCUGUUCCUUACCUCAAGUUUCUCUUUGUAUGUGGAAAUGGUAAACCUUUAAACUUUAAAAAAAAAAGUUAUGAUAUGCAAAGAAAUUAGUUUAGAGAAAAAAAAUUACCAAAUUAUUAUUAUUAUUAUUAUUACUGUUGUAAUGAUUCUCAUUCUUAAUAUAAAACCAUUAUUUUGUUCAAAACAGCUGCACCACUCUGGUGGAGGUUCAUCAGUGAAACUCGGGGGUAAAAUAUAUAAAAAAAAAA
Molecule: messenger RNA, 3249 nt
Organism: Fundulus heteroclitus (mummichog)
Lineage: Eukaryota; Metazoa; Chordata; Actinopteri; Cyprinodontiformes; Fundulidae
Gene: rbfox2
Product: RNA binding fox-1 homolog 2
Biological process (GO): regulation of alternative mRNA splicing, via spliceosome; nervous system development
Cellular component (GO): nucleus; cytoplasm
Molecular function (GO): mRNA binding
Source: RefSeq, a predicted model, not a curated record